Xyrauchen texanus (razorback sucker) is the source of this 1931-nucleotide messenger RNA. RefSeq names its product zinc-binding protein A33-like. The transcript has 6 exons. Gene Ontology annotation, biological process: protein ubiquitination. NCBI's taxonomy places the organism in Eukaryota, Metazoa, Chordata, Actinopteri, Cypriniformes, Catostomidae. The record is from RefSeq and is a predicted model, not a curated record. Bases 79 to 1581 code for a protein of 500 amino acids. Gene Ontology annotation, molecular function: zinc ion binding; ubiquitin-protein transferase activity; protein binding.
UGUUGAAAUAAUAACAAUCUGCAGUCUGCCAUUGAGCUUGACAAAACUUGAACAAAACCUGAGCAAACAUCUCGAGCGAUGGCUUCACUGACUUCAAAUCAAGAAGAGGAUAUGUGCUGCCCUGUGUGCUGCGAUUUCUUCACCGACCCAGUGCUUCUGGACUGCAGCCAUAGCUUCUGCCGCACAUGCAUAGACAAGAGCUGGAGCAGUCAGUUCAGAAAGACAUGCCCUGUUUGUAGGAGAGAAUGUUUCAAUGAAAACCCCCUGAGCAAUUUGGUCUUGAGGAACAUUGUGGAUAGUUUUAGGGACAGAAAAAAAUCAAGUGUAGAAUGCAGUGUGGAAAGGCAAGAAUCCCAAGUAAGUAGGAAGGAAUCAACAGAGGGAGCAGAGGAAAGAGAGAACUUUUGCAGUCUACAUGGAAAGAAACUAUUCUUCUUCUGCAUGGACGACCAGGAAGCUUUGUGUACGGUGUGUCAGCGAUAUACCAGGCACAAGGAACAUCACAUAAUUCCAGUGGAGGAAGCCACCCAAGAACUAAAGGGGAAGGUCAGGCUCUCAUUAGAGCCACACAGGGAGGAACUAAAUAUCCUCCGGACGAAAACGGAUGAAUGUUUCAGGAUAACACAGCAUAUCAAGGAACAAACCAGAUCCACUAAGAGUUUGAUCAAAAAAGAUUUUGAACAGUUGCAUCACUUCCUGCGACUAGAGGAAGCGGCACGGAUUUCAUCAUUGGAGGAUGAAGCUGAGGUGAAAAGAAACAUCAUGAAGAAGAAUCUGGGGGAGCUCCGCAAAAAAGUAGAAUCACUGUCCAACACCAUCCAAACCAGAGAGAAAUUCUUAGAAAGAGAAGACCUCCAUUUCCUCCAGGCUUAUAAAAUCUACAAUGACAGUGCUCCUUGCGAUUUCCAGGAGAUUAUUUGCAAUCUACCAGAUGCCCUUGUAGAUGUAGCUAAGCACCUGGGAAACCUGAAGUUCAAUGUGUGGGAGAAGAUGCUGGGACAAGUGCAGUACAGUCCUGUAAUUGUGGACCCAAACACUGCAGCUCCAUGGCUCAAACUGUCAGAAGAUUUAACCAGAGUGCAUUAUGGAGGCUUGCAGACAGAGAUUCCUGAUAAUCCAGAGCGCUUUGACCUCUGUGUUUGUGUUCUGGGUCAUGAGACCAUCGGCGCAGGCACACACUGGUGGGAUGUGCAGGUUGUGGGUAAGACGAAAUGGGACAUGGGGGUUAUGAUGGAGUCUGUGAGCCGUAAAGGCAUUCUGAAUGUCAACUCCGAGUGUGGAUUCUGGGCACUGGCUUUAAGAGAUGGUGGCCAGUACAGUGCCUGCACAAAACCCUGGACUACGCUCCAACUGAAAAGAAAACCUCACAGGAUUCGAGUCUGCUUGAACAAUGAUGAGAAGGAGCUAUCCUUUUACGACCCACUUGAUAUGACACAUAUCUACACCUUCACACACCUGCCCUCCGAAAAGCUCAUCCCCUUCUUCUCUCCAUGUGUGAGUGACCAGGGCGUUAACAAAGAGCCUUUGAGAAUCAUCCCAAUCAAGGUGGCAGUAAAAAUCACUCCAGAGCAGGCUGAUUGAACUUACCCAGAGAUGUUGAGUCUGUUCCAUUUGUUCUGUGCUUGUCAUGGGUCAACUUUUUGAAAAGUCUUUGUAUAUGUGAAGUGGGGGUGGGCAAGUUUUUGAAAAGUCUUUGUAUACAGUAUGUGUAGUUGAAAAAUAAAUGUGGACAUACACUUCAUCACUCGCGCACCCCCAUCAUGCUGAUUGGGGACCAGGCGUGCGUUGUUCCAGUUUAUUUUAUUACAUGUUCUUAAUUGAUUUUUUUUUUUAUGUAUCUUGAUUUUCUUUCAAAUUUACAUGUAAAACACUUUAAAUUGCCAUUGUGCCAUUGCUAAAUAAAUAAACUUGCUUUUCCUUGCCUUGCCUAG